This is a messenger RNA of Papilio polytes (common Mormon), 3041 nucleotides long. RefSeq lists its product as uncharacterized. The record is from RefSeq and is a predicted model, not a curated record. The coding region runs from base 260 to 1753 and encodes 497 amino acids. The transcript has a single exon. Lineage: Eukaryota; Metazoa; Arthropoda; Insecta; Lepidoptera; Papilionidae.
CUGUAUUGUAAUUUGUAAUGUCAGAUUUAUCAUUUAUCCUUCCAUGCAUUUAUCAGAUGUCUUGACUUGAUACCUUAUGACUUUUUGAGAAUGAAAUAAGAACUGCAGUUAUAUUUAUCGUCCGAGUAUUGUCCUCUGUUCUCAUAACUAACUGUACUCAGUUUGAAGUUCUACAUGUAACAAUAAUAUACCUCAGAUGUUUGCAUUGCUUUUACACAUUUUAGUUCGUCAGUGUCGUGCCGGCUACGAUAAGAUAUAAAUGAAGACUCCAAGAAAAUCAUCAACGAACAUAAUGCGCAAGUAUUAUCAAUUGAUUUUGGUUUUGAUCAGCUUUAUAAGUAUUGUAACGCUAUUGAUUUACCGUCACGAGUACUACCGUCUCCGGUAUGUUCUGGAGGUGCUUAACUUUUUCGGCAAGCCUGGCUUAUCGGAGAUAGAAUUCUGUGGUCCAGGAUUUAAUGCCACAAUGCUGUCUGAGAUACUACGAAAUUCUUCCAUGGAGGUUAGAGAAACUCCGCCGUUAUUUCAACAGAUAGAUGAAAACUUUUACUCCUACUCAUCAUUCUUACGGUCGUAUCAAAAGUACCAAACAUUGACUCCUACUUAUGCUCACAGUAUAGAUACUAUAGUAAUUGGGAAGACCAAUGUUAAUCCUGCUUUCCGCUGCAAUGUUUGGUUAGAGAAUGAUUCAAAACCAAAAGCUGGACGCUUUACAUACAAAGUAUUUGUUGAACAUAGAAAUUUUACUUUGUACAUAUUCCAGUGUACAAUGAACAAAGACUUUGGUAAACCAAAGGGCAUAAGUUUCUAUGUAAAUGAUUACAAUAUAAAUCCCAUCCAUGCUCCAAUUAACAGACUUAUCCAAGUGAAUACAAAACGCAAGCCUAGAAAAAUGAGCAAUAUUAAAUUUGUCAAUAAUAUUGUACCAGCUAUAUGUGUGCUCCCAAAUCAAGUACCGAUAAUUUCGAGAGAUUCAUUUAUUGAAUUUCUUGUGUUUCAUCAAAUGAUGGGUGUCAAUUACUUUACAUUAUAUGACAGCAUGAUAUCGGAGGAUGUUAUACGAAGGUUGAAUUUGUUACCAUCUGAUAUAACACAGUGGAACAUACAAUUUUUCCCUUUAAACUAUCCAUUUAUAUUUUCCAAGUCAUACAGUAUUGUACGUGUCGCUGUCGAGUUAGAUUGCCUCUUCAGACAUUUUCGAUAUGACAAAGAAGAAACUGACAAAGUUAGUCAUGUGAUACCACUAUCUUGGGAUGAAUUUUUAGUACCUCGUGUUCACAAUAAUAUUAAAAGCGUUCUCAGUGAUUUUGAUCCUAUGAGAUCAUUACAAAUUAAAGCAUUAACACUUUUAUUCUGUCUCAACCAGCCUGACGAUGAUAAUGCUAUAAUUGGAUAUCCGGAUAUCUUAAAUAAAAGGCAUUAUUAUAAAUUUCCUGAGAAUACUCCGAUGAUAAAUAUAAUAAAUCUUGAUGCUCUUUCAACAUUUGAUGACAUAUUUAACAUUACUUUAGUACCAAAGAUGGUAAUUCCCUUGAAUAUGCUCGGUGUACAGAAAUAUACAGUAUGUAGGGAUAUUAAGAAGUAUAGCCAGAGUGGAUACAAUGAGACACAGUUACAAGUCUUUCCACAUCAACUUGAAGGUGCAAUAACACAAUUUUCUCAUGAAUUACUAAGCAAUAAAAUUUAUAGACUGUAUAAAUCUGGACAAAUAUGGGAGAGAAGUUCAAGUGAAAAUGUCAGGGAGAUGUUGUAGAAUACUCUUAACAUUAUUUGGUAUAUAAAAUAUUGCUUAAAAGCUAGAAGCAGCUUAAGAGUGUUUCUAGACUUUGUAUUGGGUUUAGUCCAUUUAAUGAACCUAGGUUGUAAGCAGACUGCAUCAUUUAUAUUAAAUUCAUUAACAUAGUAAAAUAAAAAUUAGGGUGCAAUGAAAAAUUGCACAAUAGUGUUGUGAUCAUUUCGAGCCUGUAAUAUGAAUAAUAGGUUUUCAGAAUUAAAAUUUUAUGACAUCUAAUUAGGGCUUCAUAUACAGAUAAAUGUUUAAGCAAGGCUGCGCUUGCAUCUCUUUGUAAUCAAAUUCAAUGGAAAUAAGAAUAUAUAACAAAAAAAAAAACUUAUCGACGAAUUGAGUACCUCCUUCUUUUGGGAAGUCGGUCAAAAAUGUACCUUUAGGCUGUUAGAGUUAUAACAAGACAUGUUUGUAUAAAUUUAAAUAAUGAAACCUUUUAAACCCAUAUACAAUAAAUGACAUUUUCAACUAGUGAAAUAGUUGAUAUAAUUUCUUAUUUUCAUUAAAUUGGAUUUAUAAAUAUGUUUUCUGCGAUUGGAAGCCAUCAAAGUUUAAAUUUCACUAUAGAGUGUAAUUGAAAAUUUAAAUAGUAAAAAAUAUUUGGGAUCACAGAUUAUAUACUGCCAUAUUUAUAUGUAAUGUUAUAAUUUAAUGAUGUUUUUUGUUAUUGAAUGGUUGUUAAUUUCUUGAUGUUAUUCUUAAGAUACUGUUAAGUUGUAAUACACUAAUUGAAAAUAUUUUAAUAUUCGUUAAACCAGUUCUUUGUAAAAUGUCAUUGUUAUUUAGAUUAAAAUUAAUAACAAUGACUUGAAUACUCUGUAUUUUUAAUUAAAACAGUUACAUUUUUUAUGAGUAGGGCCGGUUUUUUAAUUCUCAGCGCCCUAGGCGUGAUUUCUACGGCGCCCUAAUCGGUCGUCCUAACACAACACUGGUAUUGUUUAUAAGACCUUUUAAUUUUUAUUUUUGUUGUGUUGAUUAAAUGCCACAUCUAUUUGUAAAACAUCCAUGUUAAAGGAAUAGACAGCUACAGUAGUUAAAAGGUUUGAAAUCUAUUACAUGUGUUAUGAUUAUUUGAACAGUAUUUUGUUGUUGUGUCUCUAUUAAAAUAUAAAUUAUAUUUAAUUAUAAACCAAUGUUAUAGAAAUGCUCUUAUGUAUGUAAUAAGUUAAUUUGAAAAGAGAAAAUGUGUAGACCAGUUUGUCUCUGAUUGCAUUUUUUUAAUAAAAAUGUUGCCAGUAUUAGAACAAGAAAAUUC